Messenger RNA from Abrus precatorius (Indian licorice), 1573 nucleotides. RefSeq names its product zinc finger CCCH domain-containing protein 25. Lineage: Eukaryota; Viridiplantae; Streptophyta; Magnoliopsida; Fabales; Fabaceae. The record is from RefSeq and is a predicted model, not a curated record. Gene Ontology annotation, molecular function: RNA binding; metal ion binding. Gene Ontology annotation, biological process: mRNA splicing, via spliceosome. Gene Ontology annotation, cellular component: catalytic step 2 spliceosome; precatalytic spliceosome; U2 snRNP. The coding region runs from base 112 to 1305 and encodes 397 amino acids. The transcript is spliced from 4 exons.
UAUUUUGGAUAAAAGCUUUUGUUUGCACAUUGGCAUAGCCCUAGCCAUAUCGCAUUUCCCUCUUUCUUUGCUGGGCUAAUUGCUUGCACAGUUCGCGUAGAGCAGAGAGACAUGAACCCAUUAACCCUAGUGAAGCGCAUUCAGAACAUCAAUUCCAGAGAAGCUGCACUCGGCAUCGGCGAAGAAGCUUCGUGGCACACCAAAUACAAAGAUUCCGCUUACAUUUUUGUCGGUGGCAUUCCCUUCGAUCUCACCGAGGGUGAUCUUCUCGCUGUUUUUGCUCAAUACGGUGAGGUUGUUGAUGUUAAUCUCGUUAGAGACAAAGGCACUGGAAAAUCAAAGGGUUUUGCGUUCCUUGCGUAUGAAGAUCAAAGAAGCACAACUCUUGCUGUGGAUAAUUUGAAUGGAGCUCAGGUUUUAGGGAGAGUAAUUAGGGUGGACCACGUUAAUAAGUAUAAGAAGAAGGAGGAGGAAGACGAAGAGACAGCGCGUCAGAAAAGGGAGGCGCGCGGUGUUUGUCGUGCUUUUCAAAGAGGAGAAUGUACUCGUGGAGCUAGCUGCAAAUUUUCUCAUGAUGAACAAAGAGCUGCAAAUACAGGUUGGGGUCAAGAGGAAGACAGUUCAAAAUGGGGUCAUGACAAAUAUGAGGGUCCCAAAAAAGAGAGAAAAUAUGGCAGCAACCCAUCAAAUCUUUUUCCAGAAACUAGAGACAGCGAUUCACAUUCUAGAGCCCAUGGGCAUGACAUUGGAUUAGACAGCCAACCAAAGAAAAGUGAUAGAAGAGAGAAGACAUUGCGGCAGCAUUAUGACGAUGAUAGAUGUGAGGGAAGAGAAAAUAACAGUAGAAGAGAAGAAAAGAGAUCAAGAAGGCAUGAAGGUGACAAAUUUGAACACAGGUCGAGAGAAGAGCAAUAUAGGAGGGAAGAAAAAAGAUCAAGAAGGAAUGAUUAUAAUGGUAUGGAACCUGAGUCAAAAGAUCAUAACAGAGGGGAAGGCAAGAGAUCAAUAAAGCCAGAUGAUACUGAGUUUGAACACAAGUCAAGAGGUUCUGAUAUAACUAUAAGGGAUGAUCAAAGACCCUGGAGGCAGGAUGAUGAUGAUUUUGGAAGGAAAUCAAGAGAACCUCAUAGUAACAGGGAAGACAGGAGAUCACGAAAGCACCCUGAAGAUGAAUGUGCACCAAGGUCAAGAGAAGAUUAUGAUAGGAAACAAGAUAACAGAUCAUAUAUAAAUGAUAGUGAUCGAAGAGAGUCAAAAGUAAGAUAUGAUUUUGACAGGAGAGGAGAGAAAAGUUCAAGAAGGUAAAGGGGCAGUAUUUGAGGUCUGGGUAUGAGCAUGUUAUUCCUUCUUUGUUUGUGGAGAGAAAUGAGUACUAGUUUAAUUUGAGCUAUAUUUGAUAAUCAGAAAAGUGAUGCAGUGCUAAUAUUUCCAUGGUCAUUUUGUUUGUUAUAUGAUUUAAAUACGAGAGUGGUGAUAAUUUUCCAUAUGGUGCGGUUGGUUUGAUAAAUAUUUUGUUUGGUUCAACGGUCUCCGACUAUCAAUGCUAAUGCACCAUGAAUAAUAUAUUUGGUCU